AUGUUAGACGGUCAACACGCGAGCACGAGUAUGAGCGCCAACAUGAACGUGGAGGCUCCAGUAAGACCAGCGUCUGUCUCCGUACAAUCCGGGUCAUCUUCAGCUGCAGCCAGCGUCAGCCCCCGCGGUGGUAGUCGCAGCGCCAGCGUCAGCGAAAUCGGUCUCUCGUCCUCGUCACUGUCCUCGCUCUACGCUGCAUACGAAAACACCAUCCCACCUAGAACCAUUGAAUGCCUCGUCGAGGUCUUUCACCAUACCAUUUACCCCAUUCGUCCCUACUUGCACUGGCCGACCUUCAGCGCCCAAAUCACCUCCCAGCUCUACCGCACUGACUGGGGCGUCUUCGUCGUGACCAUGGCCGUCUGCGCCCUCACAGCUGGCCGCCUCUACGAGGGAAUCCCGGCGACAACCCCCGCGCAGGGCCUAGAGCUGGCCCUACUCCGCCCGGAUUCUGCAGCCCUCUCAGCUACAUGCUACCGCGCCGCCGUCGCCGCCAUGCCGCGCUCCCCUCUGCAGAUAUCCGACUACAUCGCCGCAAUGAAGGCGCACGCCCUGUUGGCCUCGGCGUGCCUGCAAAACGGCGAUCUCAAAAGCCCCGUCACACACCUAGGCGACUACGCCUCGCUCUCAAUCCUGAAUGGCUUCUACGCCGAGAACAAGUGGCCCAACGGGCUGACUGAAGUUGAACGGCAGGAGCGACGGCGACUGUUUUGGUGCGUCUACCAGCAGGAGCAAUACAUGGUCAGCAACUUUGGCCUGCCCGCGCGUCAUCCACAGCCGGACAGCCACUCCGUGCUCUACCCGGCCGAAGUCAUCGACGAUGCAGACAUCACCGCGACAGGUGUGCGCCUCCCUCUAACCACGAACACGCCGGUCUCCUUCAUCCGCGGGUGUAAUUUCUGCAGCGAUCUGUAUCAGCUCCUCGCGAAUAAUCGGAGCACGUGGCACAAGGACACGAUUAACCCUGAGCGCAAGGAAGAUUUCCGCGGCAGCGAAAUACAGCGCUUCAUCGCUGGGGCGCAUACUCAAUCCCCUAAGCUCUCCGCUUCGGACAGCUUGCAUCUAAUCUCUAAGGCACAGCAAGAGCUUCCAGAAUGCCUGCGGGCUGUCAAGGCACUUACGAGUGAGCUGGGAACGGACCGGUACAGCUUCGUUGCAGCAAACAUCAUCUUCACGACACAAAACGCCAAGAUGCUCAUCGUUCAGGCCGACACCCCGACCAUUACCAUCAACCGCUGCUGCGACAUCGCCUCCGACCUCCUCGACGAACUGAGCAGCAUGCCCCUGACCUUUUUCAACGCCAUCAGUACCAGCUCUCUCCACCACCUCUCCCACAUCGGCCACCUGCUGGGAACCACCAUUACCCACCGUCCCCUUUCCGCCUGGCGCUACAUCCAAGUCCGUAAUAUAUUACUCGUGCUAGCCGACCUGCUCGAGAAGAUCGAGUCGAGCCGCUCUGCCUCCGUCUCCAUCUCCCCAACUCCGUUUGUCUCGGGCACUGCCGCAGCCGGCAGCAACAGCAGCUUAACAGCCACACUACGCGCUCAGAUCCGUGAAAUGGACGGGUACAUGGCGCGCGCCCUGCAGGCGGGUAGCACAGAGCGAACGAACGCAGGUGCUGGCGGUGCCGGUACUGGACUGCUGGUGAUGGGGCAGACGCUGCUACUGCCCUGGGGGGUUCCGGCUCCUGUUCCUGUUCGUGCUAGUGUGGGUGAAAGAGUAAGUAAUAUGGACCUGUGGACGCGACAGGUCUUAAAUAAUCAACUUCCUGGACAGGAUUUGCCGACCCGGUCUGCAUCUGAAGGGCAAGAGUUAAACCAGGCUGCCGGCACCAUCAACUUGCCACGCGCGGGCUCGAGCUCGCCCGCCAACGCCAAUACAAAUCCCGAAGCCCAGACUCAAGCUCUCGGCUUAGACCAGCUCCUCGCCCUCGUCGCCCAAGAACCGACUCAGCCUCUCGACCGGUCUGAUUCGAAUGUGAAUUCUUUUUCCUACUUGCUCCAAACGGGAAGUUCUGAGAGUGCCGAAUUUGAGGUCGGCGCGCUGGAUGGGUCUGCGCCGUUAUUGCCGGAGUUCUCUGUGGAGGGCUGGACUGGGCUGGGAUUGUUGAAGUAG
Aspergillus tubingensis is the source of this 2115-nucleotide messenger RNA. Its product is annotated as fungal specific transcription factor domain-containing protein. Lineage: Eukaryota; Fungi; Ascomycota; Eurotiomycetes; Eurotiales; Aspergillaceae. The transcript has 5 exons. Bases 1 to 2115 code for a protein of 704 amino acids. Gene Ontology annotation, molecular function: zinc ion binding; DNA binding. The record is from RefSeq and is a predicted model, not a curated record. Gene Ontology annotation, biological process: DNA-templated transcription.